AUGAAUCCUCCUCCACAACGACCACCAUUUCCACCGCUAGGAAUGCCCAUGCCGCCACCUGGAAUGCCUCCAAUGCCAUUCCCGAUGCAAGGAUAUCCUCCUGGUUAUAUUCCUCAACAGCAGCAGCAAUCAUCACAAUUCGCAAUGCCAAAAGAAGACUUGUCAGAUGAGAAGCUGGCUGAGAAGAGCAAGAGAUGGCAGCAACUUAACACAAAAAGAUUUGGGGAGAAGAAAAAGUAUGGGUUUGUCGAGACUACAAAAGAGAAUAUGCCUCCUGAACACUUGAGGAAGGUAAUCAGGGAUCACGGUGACUUGUCUAGCAAGAAAUUCAGACAUGACAAGCGUAUCUACUUGGGUGCCUUAAAAUACGUUCCACAUGCCGUAAUGAAACUGCUCGAAAACAUGCCCAUGCCUUGGGAACAAGUCCGGGAAGUGAACGUCCUCUAUCAUACGACAGGUGCAAUCACAUUUGUAAACGAAAUUCCAAACGUAAUCGAACCUGUAUAUGUCGCUCAAUGGGGCACAAUGUGGAUUAUGAUGAGACGUGAGAAACGCGAUCGUCGACACUUUAAACGAAUGAGGUUUCCACCAUUCGAUGAUGAAGAGCCUCCGCUCGAUUACGGUGAUAAUAUAUUAGGUGUUGAUCCUCUUGAACCUAUUUGGAUGGACUUGGAUGAUACUGAUGACGCGGCAGUCAUGGAAUGGUUUUAUGAUCAUAAACCAUUGGCCAAAGAUAAAAAGGUUAUGAAUGGUACUUCUUAUAGGAGAUGGAAGUUGGAUUUACCUGCCAUGUCUACCUUAUAUCGUCUUGCUCAUCAGCUAUUGUCUGACUUGAUGGAUAAGAACUACUUUUACUUGUUUGAUAAGCACUCCUUCUUCACCGCGAAGGCGUUGAAUAUGGCUAUACCAGGUGGACCCAAAUUCGAACCGCUCUAUCGAGAUGUCGAUCCAGCAGAUGAAGACUGGAAUGAAUUCAACGAUAUAAACAAAAUUAUCAUCCGAAACCCAAUCCGUACCGAAUAUAAAGUCGCCUAUCCAUUCUUAUAUAAUUCGCUACCACGAUCUGUAAAAGUGUCUUGGUAUCAUCAUCCCGCCAUAGUAUUCAUCCGUGCCGAAGAUCCGGACUUGCCCGCAUUCUACUUUGACCCACUUAUAAACCCUAUCUCAUCUCGCAGCUUGAAGUCAUCCUUCAAAGGUAGCACUCACGAAGAAGAAAUAUUCGGAGAUGCUGAUGAAGACGACUCCUUUGAAUUACCACCAUCCGUAGCACCCUUCUUGGAAGAUAAACCACUGUAUACAGAUUCGACUGCUAACGGUAUAUCCUUGUACUGGGCACCAUCACCAUUCGAUAAGCGAUCGGGCCAUACUCGUCGUGCUCAAGACAUACCACUUGUGAAUAGUUGGUUUAUGGAGCACUGUCCACCAAACCAUCCAGUAAAAGUACGUGUAUCCUACCAGAAGCUACUCAAGUGCUGGAUAUUGAACGAGUUGCAUCGACGACCGACCAAAUCCCAAAACAAGAAAUACUUGUUCAGGUCCUUGAAAGCAACCAAAUUCUUUCAAUCGACUGAAAUCGAUUGGGUAGAAGCUGGAUUGCAAGUAUGUCGACAAGGAUACAAUAUGCUGAAUCUCCUCAUCCAUCGUAAAAAUCUCAAUUAUCUACACUUGGAUUAUAAUUUCAACUUGAAGCCCGUCAAGACCUUAACAACAAAGGAACGUAAAAAAUCUAGGUUUGGAAAUGCCUUCCAUUUGAUGAGAGAAAUAUUGAGAUUGACGAAAUUGAUUGUUGAUUCUCAUGUACAAUACCGAUUGGGUAACGUUGAUGCCUUUCAAUUGGCUGACGGCUUGCAGUAUACUUUUGCUCAUGUUGGGCAAUUGACUGGAAUGUAUCGAUACAAGUAUCGUCUCAUGAGACAGAUUAGGAUGUGCAAAGAUCUCAAACACUUGAUUUACUACCGCUUCAACACUGGUCCAGUCGGCAAAGGACCUGGGUGUGGUAUUUGGGCACCAGGAUGGAGAGUCUGGCUCUUCUUCAUGCGUGGUAUUGUCCCAUUACUUGAACGAUGGCUUGGAAAUCUCCUGGCUCGUCAUUUCGAAGGUCGUCAAUCCAAGGGUAUUGCUAAAACCGUGACCAAGCAACGUGUUGAAUCACACUAUGACUUGGAAUUACGUGCUGCCGUACUUCACGAUAUUUUGGAUAUGAUGCCUGAAGGUAUCAAGGCCAACAAAAGUCGUACUAUACUUCAACAUUUGAGUGAAGCUUGGCGAUGCUGGAAGUCGAACGUUCCCUGGAAGGUUCCUGGCUUACCUGUACCUAUUGAGAAUAUGAUUCUUAGAUAUGUGAAAUCCAAAGCUGAUUGGUGGACUUCCGUCGCACAUUACAAUCGUGAACGUAUCAAGAGAGGUGCCACUGUGGACAAGACCGUUUGUAAAAAGAAUCUGGGUAGAUUGACUCGAUUGUUCUUGAAGGCUGAACAAGAACGUCAGCACAACUACUUGAAGGAUGGUCCAUAUAUUAGUGCCGAAGAAGCCGUUGCCAUCUAUACUUCAACAGUCCACUGGCUUGAGUCUCGUAAAUUCUCUCCAAUUCCUUUCCCACCUCUAUCAUACAAACACGAUACCAAACUCUUGAUAUUGGCCUUGGAAAACUUGAAGGAAGCCUACUCUGUCAAGGGCCGAUUGAAUCAAUCUCAACGUGAAGAAUUAGGAUUGAUUGAACAGGCAUAUGAUAAUCCACACGAAUGUCUUGGUCGAAUCAAACGUCUCUUGUUGACUCAACGAGCCUUCAAAGAAGUCGGUAUAGAAUUCAUGGACUUGUAUUCUCACUUGAUUCCUGUAUAUGAUAUUGAACCUUUGGAAAAGAUUACUGAUGCAUACUUGGAUCAGUAUCUCUGGUAUGAAGCUGACAAGCGUGGGUUAUUCCCAUCGUGGAUUAAGCCAUCUGAUACUGAGCCGCCACCACUUCUUGUCUAUAAAUGGUGCCAAGGAAUCAAUAAUUUGACUGAAGUUUGGGAGACAAGUGAUGGUCAAUGUAAUGUUAUGAUGGAAACACGGUUCUCGAAAGCGUAUGAAAAGAUUGAUUUGACAUUGCUCAAUCGUCUUUUGAGGUUGAUUGUGGAUCAUAAUAUUGCUGAUUAUAUGAGUGCUAAGAACAAUGUGGUGCUCAACUACAAGGACAUGAAUCACGUCAAUGCAUAUGGUUUGAUUCGAGGAUUACAAUUCGCAUCCUUCAUCUUCCAAUACUAUGGCUUGGUACUUGAUCUGCUCUUAUUGGGUCUCCAACGCGCUUCUGAAAUGGCUGGACCGCCCAACUUGCCGAAUGACUUCUUGCAAUUCAGGGAUAUGCCGACUGAAACUCGCCAUCCUAUAAGAUUGUAUUCCCGAUAUGUGGAUCGUAUUCAUAUGUUUUUGAGGUUUUCUGCUGAUGAGGCGAGGGAUUUGAUUCAACGAUAUCUGACUGAACAUCCCGAUCCCAACAAUGAAAACAUUGUUGGCUAUAACAAUAAAAAAUGCUGGCCACGUGACUGUCGUAUGAGAUUGAUGAAGCACGAUGUCAACUUGGGUCGUGCAGUCUUCUGGGACAUGAAGAACCGCUUGCCACGAUCUCUCACAACUAUAGAAUGGGAAGACUCGUUUGUAUCUGUGUAUUCACGAGAUAAUCCGAACCUCUUGUUUGCCAUGCAAGGUUUUGAAGUCCGUAUCCUACCCAAGAUCCGUACCAUUCAAGAAGAGUUUACAUUGAAUGAAGGAGUAUGGAAUUUGAUCUAUGAAGCUACCAAAGAAAGAACUGCACAGGCAUUCAUUAGAGUUGAUAAUGAUGCGUUGGAGAAAUUCCAUAAUCGGAUUAGACAGAUUUUGAUGGCUUCGGGCAGCACGACCUUUUCGAAAAUCAUCAACAAGUGGAAUACAUGCUUGAUUGGUUUGAUGACAUAUUACCGAGAAGCAGUAGUCCACACUCGUGAAUUACUGGAUUUGUUGGUUAAAUGUGAAAACAAGAUUCAGACUCGUGUAAAGAUUGGAUUGAAUUCGAAGAUGCCUUCUCGAUUCCCACCUGUCGUGUUCUAUACACCAAAGGAAUUGGGUGGUCUCGGUAUGCUUUCCAUGGGUCAUGUCUUGAUUCCACAAUCGGACUUGAGAUGGUCCAAGCAGACUGAUACAGGCAUUACCCAUUUCCGAUCUGGCAUGUCUCAUGAAGAAGAUCAAACUAUACCCAACUUGUUCCGAUACAUUCAACCAUGGGAAUCCGAAUUUGUAGAUUCGCAACGAGUGUGGCAUGAAUAUGCCCUUAAACGUCAAGAAGCGAACGCACAGAAUCGACGACUGACGUUAGAAGAUUUGGAAGAUUCAUGGGAUCGUGGUAUACCAAGAAUUAAUACGCUAUUCCAAAAAGAUCGGCAUACUUUGGCAUAUGAUAAAGGAUGGCGUGUACGAACUGAUUUCAAGCAGUACCAGAUAUUGAAGAAUAAUCCAUUCUGGUGGACUCAUCAACGUCAUGAUGGAAAGCUUUGGAAUCUCAACAAUUAUCGAACGGAUAUGAUUCAAGCUCUUGGAGGUGUUGAAGGUAUUCUCGAACAUACCUUGUUCAAGGGUACAUACUUCCCCACCUGGGAAGGUCUCUUCUGGGAGAAGGCUUCUGGUUUCGAAGAAUCAAUGAAGUAUAAAAAACUGACUAAUGCGCAACGAUCUGGUUUGAAUCAAAUCCCUAAUCGUCGAUUCACGUUAUGGUGGUCUCCAACAAUCAAUCGAGCAAACGUCUACGUUGGUUUCCAAGUACAAUUGGAUUUGACUGGUAUAUUUAUGCAUGGUAAAAUCCCCACGCUCAAGAUCUCCUUGAUUCAAAUCUUCCGUGCUCACUUGUGGCAGAAGAUUCAUGAGAGUGUAGUCAUGGACUUGUGUCAAGUAUUUGAUCAAGAACUUGAAGCGUUGGAAAUCGAAACUGUGCAAAAGGAAACAAUCCAUCCCAGAAAGUCAUACAAGAUGAACUCAUCUUGUGCCGAUAUAUUGCUCUUUGCUGCCUUCAAAUGGAAUGUAUCCAAGCCAUCAUUAUUGAACGAUACAAAGGAUUCGUUUGAUGGAGCCACUAGCAACCGAUUCUGGCUUGAUGUCCAACUCAGAUGGGGUGAUUUUGACUCGCACGAUAUAGAACGAUACACUCGUGCCAAAUACCUGGAUUAUACUACCGAUAAUAUGUCGAUUUACCCAUCACCUACUGGAUUGAUGAUUGGUCUCGAUUUGGCCUAUAAUUUACACUCAGCAUAUGGUAACUGGUUCCCUGGUAUGAAGCCCUUGAUACAACAAGCUAUGGGUAAAAUCAUGAAGUCCAAUCCAGCUCUAUAUGUAUUACGAGAACGUAUCCGUAAAGGCCUUCAAUUGUAUUCUUCAGAACCCACAGAGCCAUACCUCUCGUCACAGAACUACGGCGAAUUAUUCAGCAAUCAAAUCAUUUGGUUUGUGGAUGAUACCAACGUAUAUCGAGUCACGAUUCACAAGACAUUUGAAGGAAAUUUGACCACCAAACCUAUAAACGGAGCCAUCUUUAUAUUCAAUCCACGUACAGGUCAAUUGUUUUUGAAGAUUAUUCAUACAUCUGUAUGGGCUGGGCAGAAACGUUUGGGGCAAUUGGCUAAAUGGAAGACUGCUGAAGAAACUGCUGCCUUGAUUCGGUCCUUGCCUGUUGAAGAACAGCCUAAACAGAUUAUUGUUACCAGGAAGGGUAUGCUUGAUCCACUUGAGGUUCACUUGCUGGACUUCCCUAAUAUUGUCAUCAAGGGAUCAGAACUACAGUUGCCCUUCCAAGCGUGUCUCAAGGUUGAGAAGUUUGGUGAUUUGAUUCUCAAGGCUACUGAGCCUCAAAUGGUCUUGUUCAACUUGUAUGAUGACUGGCUCAAGAGUAUCUCUUCUUACACGGCCUUCUCUCGUUUAGUCUUGAUUCUGCGAGCUCUUCAUGUAAAUAACGAAAAGACCAAAAUCAUACUGCGACCAGACAAGUCCGUUGUCACUGAACCUCAUCAUGUAUGGCCCACUCUUACCGAUGAGGAAUGGAUCAAGGUUGAAGUACAAUUGAAGGACUUGAUCUUGGCUGAUUAUGGUAAAAAGAAUAACGUCAACGUAGCAUCUCUCACCUCUAGUGAGAUUCGUGACAUUAUUCUUGGUAUGGAGAUCCAAGCACCAUCACUACAACGACAGCAGAUCGCCGAGAUUGAUAAACAAGCUAAAGAGCAAUCUCAACUGACCGCUGUAACGACAAAGACACAAAACAUCCAUGGUGAUGAAAUGAUUGUGACUACUACGUCUAAUUACGAGACACAGACCUUCUCGUCCAAGACAGAAUGGCGCAUCCGAGCCAUCUCGUCAACCAACCUGCAUCUCCGAACAAACCAUAUAUAUGUCAAUUCGGACGACAUCAAGGAAACGGGCUUCACAUAUGUCAUGCCCAAGAAUGUAUUAAAGAAGUUUAUAUGUAUAGCAGAUCUACGAACCCAGAUAUCUGGAUUCAUGUAUGGAGUCUCACCGCCCGACAAUCCGCAAGUUAAAGAAAUUCGAGCUAUAGUAAUGGUUCCUCAGUGGGGUACCCAUCAGCAAGUCCAUUUGCCCACUGGAUUACCGAAUCAUGAAUAUUUGAAUGAUUAUGAACCUCUGGGAUGGAUUCAUACUCAGCCACAAGAGUUGCCUCAACUGUCGCCAUUGGAUGUUACUAUGCAUAGUCAUAUCUUGGCUGAGAAUCGAGCUUGGGAUGUGGAUAAGGCUGUUAUUAUUACUUGUUCCUUUACACCGGGAUCUUGCUCAUUGACUGCAUACAAGCUCACACCAGGAGGACUGGAAUGGGGCAAAACCAACAAGGAUAUGGGGGUCAAUCCGGCAGGAUAUAGUCCAUCGCACUAUGAAAAGGUGCAAUUGCUCCUCACUGAUCGAAUCUUGGGCUUUUACAUGGUUCCAGAAGGAGAUGGAUUGUGGAAUUACAACUUUAUGGGUGCUAAGCACAGUCCGAAUAUGAAGUAUUUGUUGACGUUGGAUUCGCCCAAGGAAUUCUAUCAUGAAAUUCAUAGACCAAGUCACUUCCUCAAUUUCUCAGGCCUUGAAGAAACUGGAUUGACCAUGGUGGGAACUGGAGUUAGCAGUGAGAUCGACAAGGAGAACGAGUUUGAAGAGAGUGCACCAGAGCGUCCAGCAGUAUCUGCAGCUCCUCUGAUCACGAAACCAUCAGAAGAAAAGAAACCACAAGCAGCUACGAAGAAAAGUAUAUCGAUAAUCAGGAAUGCGUCUGAUCCUACCAAGAAACCUCACAAGAAGAGAAAGAUAUCAUCAAAUGCUGGACUAGUCACAACAACCGAUAAAACAGGUGGCGAAGAGAGGCCCAUAAAGAAACAAAGGAAGCAGCGUGCACAGUCUGAUGAAGGAGCUCCUGUGACUAUAGCUGCUGCUGAACAGCCGAUACCUCAAACCAAAGAAAAAAUUCAGAAUGUGGUUGACAUUCGACCAGCUGAAGGAGACGAUGCAGGAGCUGCUGCCAAGAAGAAGCUGGCUAAACGCUCGAAAGGAAAAGAAGCUUUAACAAGCAUGGAAACUAAAAAGGUCAAAAAGGCGAAACGUACCCGCCGCAAGCAGGUAGAUGCCUUGCCUGAUACAGCAGAGAAAGCUAUAGCAUUAUAUGCUGAUUAUUUGACUACGUUCAAAUACAAUAGGCCUGCCUGGAAGUUCAACAAAACCCGUCAAACCUCGAUCUUGAAGCAUCUUUAUGACCCCACCAUGCUACCAAGAGAUGAAUUCAAACUCGCUCGAAUGUAUGUCAAGACUCUGCAAGGAAAUGCUAUGAAGUUGACUAUCGACAGGGCUCAAAGUAUAGUGAAGUCGCCUGAUGCUGAUGCUGUCAAAUUGAAGAGGGCAAAGAAGAUAUUGAAAAGCUUGAAGGUGUCAGAUGACAUUGUUGCUGAUGAUGCCUUGAUAGGAGAAGGAGAAGUAGAGGUGCAAGAAAACGUGUCAGAGUAG
Molecule: messenger RNA, 7986 nt
Organism: Synchytrium microbalum
Lineage: Eukaryota; Fungi; Chytridiomycota; Chytridiomycetes; Synchytriales; Synchytriaceae
Exons: 21
Coding region: 1-7986 (2661 amino acids)
Biological process (GO): mRNA splicing, via spliceosome; spliceosomal tri-snRNP complex assembly
Cellular component (GO): U5 snRNP; catalytic step 2 spliceosome
Molecular function (GO): U6 snRNA binding; U5 snRNA binding; U2 snRNA binding
Source: RefSeq, a predicted model, not a curated record